AUGACAUCUCUCAGCUCACAGCCCCGUUACAUCUAUAAGAUUGUGCCGUCCACCGCGCCGGUCCGUGAACCUAUUCCCGAGCGGCUUGCGGUCAGUGACCUGGACCAGGACUCAGGCUACAUCCACCUCUCCCAGGCGCAUCAGGUCCCAAAUACAUUGAAGACUUUCUUCACUGAAGAACCUCUUGUUUAUGUCUUGCGCAUAGAAUACCACCGCGUGAUCCAAGAUAUCAAGUGGGAAUCCCCAGAUGGAAAGGUCAGCGGUCUUCGACCUGGCGAGGGACUUUUCCCGCAUCUCUACAAUGGACUGAGACUGGGUAGAGAAGAGGUCGAGAGCGUCGCCAUUUGGCAGAAUGACGAGGGGUGGGACAAAGCUCUCACUGGAGCGAAGCCUUGGCUUCUCUGUUGA
Penicillium nucicola is the source of this 408-nucleotide messenger RNA. Its product is annotated as DUF952 domain-containing protein. The record is from RefSeq and is a predicted model, not a curated record. Lineage: Eukaryota; Fungi; Ascomycota; Eurotiomycetes; Eurotiales; Aspergillaceae. The transcript has 2 exons. Bases 1 to 408 code for a protein of 135 amino acids.